AUGGUUAGGAACAAUGUAAUGGGUACGCAUGUAUUAUUAGAAGCAGCCAAGAUCCAUAAAAUACAACGAUUCAUUCAUGUCAGUACAGACGAAGUAUAUGGUGAAGUCAUUAAUGGUCCUGAUUGUCCUGAAGACACCAUUCUAUCACCCACCAAUCCUUAUUCAGCAACAAAAGCAGCUGCAGAAUGCCUUGUGAAAGCCUAUCAUAAAUCAUUUGGUUUGCCCAUCAUGAUCACUCGCUCCAAUAAUGUCUAUGGACCCUAUCAAUUUCCAGAAAAGAUUACAUCUAAAUUUGUCUGCAGUCUACUAAGAGGCAAAAAAUGUUAUAUUCAUGGUGAUGGACAGAAUUCCCGCAAAUACCUGUAUGCUGCUGAUGUGGCAGAUGCGAUUGACAUUAUUUUCCAUAAGGGUUCUGUUGGUGAGACAUACAACAUUGGUUCGCCUUCAGAGAUAUCCAAUCUUGAAAUGGCUAAACGAUUGAUCUUGUUGUUUGGGUACAGGGAAGAACAAAUAAAUGAUCAUAUUGAGUUUGUUAGGGACAGAGCCUUUAAUGACAAACGAUAUGCCAUUGACUGCAGUAAACUAGAGAAAUUGGGUUGGACACCAAAAGUGAAUUUUGAACAAGGAUUGUUAAAGACAAUUGAUUGGUAUAGACAAUGUACAGAUACAUGGUGGGGUGAUAUUUCAAGUGCUCUUAUCCCUCAUCCUUUUAAAGUGAUUCCUUCUUAUAAUGAACCUUCCUCAUAA
Molecule: messenger RNA, 747 nt
Organism: Gilbertella persicaria
Lineage: Eukaryota; Fungi; Mucoromycota; Mucoromycetes; Mucorales; Choanephoraceae
Exons: 3
Coding region: 1-747 (248 amino acids)
Molecular function (GO): dTDP-glucose 4,6-dehydratase activity
Source: RefSeq, a predicted model, not a curated record